AUGCAAACUCUCCGUAAGGAAGUCGCGGUCUCGAUCGGGCGAACGAUACGCUAUUUUUCAACCGGUAUGUUCAAGGUGAACUCGCCGGAGACAUUCCAACCGUCGAGCACAGCUGAGUGGCGUCAAUGCUCACCAUUUCCCACGUGGACCAACGCACUGCAGGGUUGGACCAGCACAGGUAGUGCUGACCGAUUGAACCAAACAGGAAGGAACACUUCUCCCGCAGAUAGCAUUCGCCAUGGUAAUAUCGAGUUUGUCUGUGUCUCUCCGCUGCGCAAAGCGCACUUUCAUAACUCAAUUUUACCAGGAGUUCGAGAAGUCCACAGGCCCAAGAGUUAUGGCGAUAAUUUUUCUGUCAGUAGAAGAGGAUAUCCGAUUUGGCCGUGA
Molecule: messenger RNA, 387 nt
Organism: Ostreococcus tauri
Lineage: Eukaryota; Viridiplantae; Chlorophyta; Mamiellophyceae; Mamiellales; Bathycoccaceae
Product: unnamed product
Exons: 2
Coding region: 1-387 (128 amino acids)
Source: RefSeq, a predicted model, not a curated record